Otolemur garnettii (small-eared galago) is the source of this 1025-nucleotide messenger RNA. RefSeq names its product olfactory receptor 13C4. Lineage: Eukaryota; Metazoa; Chordata; Mammalia; Primates; Galagidae. Gene Ontology annotation, cellular component: membrane. The coding region runs from base 69 to 1025 and encodes 318 amino acids. The record is from RefSeq and is a predicted model, not a curated record. Gene Ontology annotation, molecular function: G protein-coupled receptor activity; olfactory receptor activity. The transcript has a single exon. Gene Ontology annotation, biological process: G protein-coupled receptor signaling pathway.
UACAUUUGUCGCUUGGCUGUUAAAAUAUUUUAUAUUGGAUUUCUCUUUAAUAUCCUGAAGUCUUGGACAUGAACAAGAUAAACCAGACAUUUGUGAGAGAAUUCAUUCUUCUGGGACUUUCUGGUUAUCCAAAACUCGAGAUCAUUUUCUUUGCUCUGAUUCUAGUCAUGUACCUAGUGAUUCUAAUUGGCAACGGUGUUCUGAUUAUAGCAAGCAUCUUUGAUUCUCGUCUUCACACUCCCAUGUACUUCUUCCUGGGCAACCUUUCUUUCCUGGAUAUCUGUUACACAUCCUCCUCUGUACCCUCAACACUGGUGAGCUUGAUCUCAAAGAAAAGAAACAUUUCCUUCUCUGGAUGUGCAGUGCAGAUGUUCUUUGGGUUUGCAAUGGGGUCAACGGAAUGUUUCCUUCUUGGCAUGAUGGCAUUUGACCGCUAUGUGGCCAUCUGCAACCCUCUGAGAUACCCCAUGAUCAUGAGCAAGGUGGUAUAUGUCCUGAUGGCUUCUGUGUCAUGGUUGUCUGGUGGAAUCAAUUCAAUUGUGCAAACAUCACUUGCCAUGAGAUUGCCUUUCUGUGGAAAUAACAUUAUCAAUCAUUUUUUAUGUGAGAUCUUAGCUGUCCUCAAGCUAGCUUGUGCUGAUAUAUCCCUCAACAUUGUUACCCUAGCUGUGUCAAACAUUGCUUUCCUAAUUCUUCCAUUACUGGUCAUUUUUUUCUCCUAUAUGUUCAUCCUUUAUACCAUCUUGAGAAUAAACUCAGCUGCAGGGAGACGCAAGGCCUUUUCUACCUGCUCAGCUCACCUGACUGUGGUGAUCAUAUUUUAUGGUACCAUCUUUUUUAUGUAUGCAAAACCCAAGUCCAAAGACCUGAUUGGUAAAGACCAUUUGCAAGCUACAGAAGGUCUUGUAUCCAUGUUUUAUGGUGUAGUAACCCCAAUGUUAAAUCCUAUAAUCUACAGCUUAAGAAAUAAAGAUGUAAAAGCGGCUAUGAAAUACUUGCUGAGGAGAAAAGCUGUUAAACACUAA